AUGCUCUCUCUCUCCUUCGUCGCGAGAAAGCCAAAAGAUUUCAUUCUCGACUUCUCCGUCUUCUCUCUGGGCGAUCUCCGCGUCUCUCUCAUUCUCGGCGUCUCUGAAUCGAAUCUCGUCGUCUCUCUCUCGAGUCUCGUUGUCCUUAUCUCGAACCUGGUCGUCUCUCUGUCGAACCUUGGCGUCCCUGUCUCGACUUCUCCGUCUUCUCGCUCGACUGUCUCUGUGUCGGAUGCCUCUGUUUUCUCUUCACAAUGGAAUGAAGAUAGCAACGAAGACGUAGAGAUUGUGUAUGACCGGAAAGAGAGGCGUAAAUGGUCACCAGUGGAAGAUGUUCUGCUGAUAAGUGCUUGGUUGAACACUUCCAAGGAUCCAGUGGUUGGGAAUGAGCGGAAAGCAAUUGCGUUUUGGAAACAAAUUGCUGCUUAUUUUGCUGCGAGUCCCAAGCUGGCUGGUUUGGAAAAGAGAGGACCGGUGCACUAUAAAACAAGGUGGGGGAAGAUCAAUGAAGGCGUGUGUAAGUUUGUUGGCUCCUAUGAAGCUGCAACAAAACAGAGAUCGAGUGGACAGAACAAGGAUGACGUCUUAAAGAUGGCUCACGCGAUUUACUUUAAUGAUUACAAGAAGAAGUACACAAUGGAGCAUGCAUGGUUGGAGCUUCGCCAUGAUCAGAAAUGGUGUGGAGCAUCUACUUCUAAAGAUAAAGUGCAGUCGAAAAGGAGAAAGCUAGUGGUUGAUCCACUACCAACCUCUGUGCCAGGAGAGGAUGAUAAUUCCGCACGGCCUGCUGGGGUUAAAGCAGCAAAGGCAAAAGCUAAAAAGCCUGUGAGCAAGCCGACGUUGGAAGAGGAAGGAAAGGAGUUUCACAACCUGUGGGAGAUUAGGCAACGUGACUUUGCUCUGAAGGAUAAGCUGAACAAGCAGAAAUUGCUUGAGAGUCUCAUUGUCAAGACAGAGCCAUUAACUGAACUGGAACUUGCUUUGAAAGAUCAGCUUAUUAAGGACAUGUUGGCUUAG
Messenger RNA from Brassica oleracea var. oleracea, 1017 nucleotides. Its product is annotated as glutathione S-transferase T3-like. Bases 1 to 1017 code for a protein of 338 amino acids. The record is from RefSeq and is a predicted model, not a curated record. NCBI's taxonomy places the organism in Eukaryota, Viridiplantae, Streptophyta, Magnoliopsida, Brassicales, Brassicaceae. The transcript is spliced from 2 exons.